This is a messenger RNA of Drosophila suzukii, 1516 nucleotides long. It is a transcript of the gene Dph2, whose product is annotated as Diphthamide biosynthesis 2. Gene Ontology annotation, molecular function: 2-(3-amino-3-carboxypropyl)histidine synthase activity. Gene Ontology annotation, biological process: protein histidyl modification to diphthamide. NCBI's taxonomy places the organism in Eukaryota, Metazoa, Arthropoda, Insecta, Diptera, Drosophilidae. The record is from RefSeq and is a predicted model, not a curated record.
ACCUCUAUUGUUUAUUUUAUAUUACAAUUGAUCAUUUUACUGGACAAGACAAAGGAAAUUUUUAAACAUCGACUGGAAAUGAGCUCCUCCGAAACAUCUGCAUCGGCUUUCUCCAGCUCGGACACCGCCGCCUUGGAGCGUCAGACGGAAACGGAGCACCCGGUGACCUUCGAACAGAUUUGGAACGAAAACCACAGUAAAAAGAGCGUCGAUUGGAUACGAGAAAAUAGCUACAAAAGGGUUUGUUUGCAAUUCCCGGACGACUAUCUGCCCCAUAGCAAUGCCAUUAGUGUGGCCCUCAAGCAGCUACUUUCGCCGGAGGAGGUGAAGGUCUUCAUCUUGGCCGACACCACAUACGGAAGCUGCUGCGUGGACGAGAUUGCGGCUGCCCAUGUGGAUGCCGACAGUGUGAUUCACUUCGGGAAUGCCUGUCGCAGCAGGGCAUCCCGCUUGCCAGUGCUUUACCUCUAUCCAGAGUUGCCCCUGGACGUGGGUCUUCUCCUGGAAAAGCUUCAAAGUCUGCGUGAGGAGAGCAAGGAAAGGCAGGUGUGCGUCUACCUGGACAUUGGCUACCAGCAUAUCUACGAUGAACAGCUAAAGAAGCAGCUGACAGAGGCACUGGAGCCCAAGAAUCUCCUGCUGGAGCUUUUUCCUCCUAUUGAGGCGGAUUCAACGGCCUCCAAAGAGCCUUCAGAUCUCGAGCGGAUUUGCAUUUUCAUUGGCGCCGAUAACCAGCGGUUCGCCAAUCUCUCCCUGACCGCUCUAGCUGCCGUCCAGUGGCACAUCUACGAUGGUGCCAGUGGCAGUCUCAGCUCCAAGAAUCCCCUCACGGCUCAGUUCAUCCGGCGUCGCUAUUUCCACAUCGAAAAGUGCAAGGAUGCGCAGACUCUGGGCCUGAUUGUGGCCACUCUCUCGGCUGAGGGCUACCUGGAUGUGGUGGCGCGACUGCAAUCGAUGGCCAAGGGCAGAGGCAUUAAGACACAGCUCAUAUCAGUGGGCAGGAUAAAUCCCGCCAAGCUGGCGAACUUCCUGGAGAUCGAUUGCUUUGUCCUGAUCGGCUGCCCUUUCAACAACAUGUACGACUCCAAGGAGUACUACAAGCCUAUUGUUUCCGUCUUCGAGGCCGAAAUGGCCCUAAACCCCGCUUGGCACAUGAGAUAUCCCGAAGCCUAUGUAACGGACUUCAAGCAACUACUGCCGGAGGGACGCAGCUUCCUGCCCUUCAAUGCGGCUGACAUACCAGAGAACGAUGUGAGCUUGGUCAGUGGAAGACUAAGGGGAGCGGUCAACGAUUCCCUGGAAACGGCAGGAGAUCCCGCUUCGCUGGCGCUGGCCACACAAGCCAAAAUGGCCUUGAUGACCACGGACACGGGGCUCUCCUUUGAGGACCGCACCUGGCAGGGAUUGGACCCUGCCUUGGGCCAGACAGAGCCCGCCCAGCUGCAGCAGGGACUUAGCGGCAUUCCCAUUAACUACACUCAUCAAUAAAGGGCUAGCACUGUGUGUAUAACUGUUA